AUGUUGAGAUACUUCACCCUCGCAGCUCCAGCUCUCGCAAGCGCAGCAGCGACUCCACCAUUUUGUCGUUCAACACCUUCAGAUACAUCAUGGCCUACAGCAUCCGAAUGGUCAUCUCUCAACGACACAAUCGGUGGGUCGUUGAUACGUACCGUACCUGUUGCAUCGUCCUGCUGGCCCGACAGCAACACCACCUUCACCUCCCCAUCCUCACUAUCCUGUCAAGAAGUCAACGACAAGUGGUCGAAUGGAACCUGGCAUUCCCAACAGCCCGAGUCGAUUGAUUACCAGCUGUAUGCGAAUAACUCUUGUCUGCCAGACGAGGUGAGCAGUUAUUCGAAACAGCAGGGAUGCAAAAUAGGUGCUUUGCCGCAGUACAUUGUCAAUACGACUCAAGAGGCCGAUGUGGCCGUUGCGAUGAAGUGGGCUGCUGAUCGCAAUAUUCGGAUUGUUGUCAAGGGGACGGGUCAUGACCUUAAUGGGAGAUCGAGCGGUGCUUUCUCACUGUCUAUCUGGACCCGCAGUUUCCGCAAUCUAACUCGUGAUACCGCCUGGAAGGUUGCCAAUAGCUCUUCACCAGCGGAAGACGUCUUCAUCGUCGGCAGCGGUCAGCAAUGGGGUAAUGUCCUCAAGUUUGCUACAAACCAAGGUCGAGUCGUAACAACAGGCCAGGACCCUAGUGUCGGUCUAGGCGGUUACAUUCAAGGCGGUGGCCAUGGUCCCCUAGCUUCAACCUACGGUCUUGCAUCAGCCCAGGUCCGUCAAAUGACCGUCGUAACGACAACCGGACGCGUCCUCAUCGCCAACGAAGUCCAGAACCAAGACCUUUUCUGGGCACUCCGUGGCGGCGGUGCAGGACAAUAUGGCGUUGUAACCGAGUACGUGAUCAAGCAUCAUCCGGCUCCGAGUAAUGUCGUCAUGGCAAGUGUCCAGAUAAAACCAAAAGGAAGCACAAAUGCCAGUAUGGAAGCAUCUUGGUCAGCAGUAGCCAGUUGGCUCAGUGCCUUACCCGACUUGAUGGACGCCGGACUCGCAGGUGCCGCAACCGUAGCAGUGGGAAGUACCGCACCGAAAUUCUUCCCAGACAUCGAAGUCUCAAACGGUCCAUUCACCGGCAUCGGUCUCAACCAAGUUUUCUGGGCAUUCAACACCACGCCCGCUGCCGUGGAAGCUCUCGUCCAGCCCAUCUUAACAAGACUCAUCGACUCGAAUACCAACAACACCAGCACAAACACCUCCCUAAUAUCAACCUCGAUGACAACAUCAACACACGCCAACUACACAUCUUUCUUCAGCGUCAUAUCCGGCGACAACGUCGCAGGCGGCGAGUCUCUAACAUCAUCCCGCCUCCUCGGCCGCGCCGAGCUCAUUUCCACACCCCACCAACGUGUCGUCUCCUACCUGAAAACCGCAAUGGCAAGCCAAAACACGACCGACCCUGGAAACUACGCCACAAUCGGCCUCUCGGGCGGACCCGGUGUACACUCCACUCCCACUCAACACUGGGGCGCCCUCCACCCAGGCUGGCGACACGCAUACCUGCAUUUCAUUGCCACGGGCGCCACUGUCAAUUCAAAACUUGCUGGUUCUGCAAAAAAGGCACUGGAAGUAGGAGCAGAGUGGCACAAGGCCGUUAAAGAGCCCAUGUGGGAGGAAUGGGCUCCAGGGUCGGGUGCGUAUAUGAACGAGGCUAAUCCUUUUGUUGCCGGAUUCCAGAAGGUGUUUUAUGGCGGGGGUGCUAAUUACGCGGCGUUGAGGGCGGUCAAGAGGAAGUAUGAUCCUAGCGAGAGUUUGUUUGUGCUUGCUGGUGUGGAGACGGAGAAGUGGGAGUAUGAUCUUGACAGUGGGAAGCUGUGUAGAUUCUAG
This is a messenger RNA of Alternaria atra, 1866 nucleotides long. RefSeq lists its product as uncharacterized. The record is from RefSeq and is a predicted model, not a curated record. Bases 1 to 1866 code for a protein of 621 amino acids. Gene Ontology annotation, molecular function: oxidoreductase activity; FAD binding. NCBI's taxonomy places the organism in Eukaryota, Fungi, Ascomycota, Dothideomycetes, Pleosporales, Pleosporaceae. The transcript has 2 exons.